Molecule: messenger RNA, 1734 nt
Organism: Gastrolobium bilobum
Lineage: Eukaryota; Viridiplantae; Streptophyta; Magnoliopsida; Fabales; Fabaceae
Exons: 12
Coding region: 1-1734 (577 amino acids)
Source: RefSeq, a predicted model, not a curated record
AUGGUUCUAUUAGACGAGAAGGGUGGAAGGAUACAUGCUACUGUCAAGGGAACUCUGAAUGUCCGUAAAAAAAUUUGCGAAGGGAUGCCAACUAGACAUGAUUAUCGGCUAUCGUUCAACUUGAGGACCGAUGUUAAAUCGACUGAAGAUGCUACUAUUCCUGCUAAUGGAUUUAGUUUUGUUGAUUUUGACGUGAUAGAGAGGGAAUCAACUGACUCUCCUUAUUUAGUAGACGUCAUCAGUUUGCUGUCAUGUAUUGGAGACGUUCGUGAGCAUGUUGUGUCUGGCAGAAAAACAAAAAUGGUUGUGUUGGAACUUGAUGACCUCUGGGGUCACAAGCUCGAAUGUACUUUGUGGGAGCAGCAUGUAGAUAAAGUUCAGUCAUUGUUGGAAAAUAACGAUUCUCCUCAAAACGUUGUGAUCGUCCAGCUUGCAAGGAUUAAGGGUUUCAGGGGUAAGAUAGGGAUAACAAAUACAAAAUAUACGACGAGAAUUCUAUUUGAUUCUAGUCUUCCUGAAAUCGUGGAGUUCAAAAAUAAGCUGUCGUAUCCAAUAGAUAACAGUAUGAGGUUGACUCAGUUGUCCAGCCAAUCGUCGUAUUCUUUGGAAAAUGAUUUUCUGAAAGACACAGAGAGAAAGUCUAUUUGUGAUAUCAAGAAUUGCAGUGAGAUUACUACUUGCAUUACUUAUGGAACAAUAAAAUCAAUUGAGUCGAAGUUUAGUGUUCAAGUCAGGGUGGUAGGUAACACAGAUUCUGCCUCUUUCAUACUGUUUGAUAAAGACUGUGUAGCUUUAUUAGGAAUGGGUGCUGCUGAAAUACGGGAACAACAUUUCAAGCGGGGUGCUGAUUUGGAGCUCUAUCCAGAAGAACUGAACAUUCUCAAUGAGAAAUCCAUGUUGUUUAAGGUCAAUGUGAAAAAAAAGCAUUUAGACUCAUUGAACGAGCCAAAAUAUCAAGUUUCAAGGGUUUGCAACAGCGAAUCUAUUAUCCAGUCAUUUCUUAAGUCUGUGAUGGAGUUUAAUGAUGAGACCUUGUUUGAUAACACCGAGGACAAUGAUGUUGUAUCACAAGAACGUGGACGAGAUGUUGAGAGUCAAACCUGUGAGAGUACAGGAGAUGCAGAUGUGUCUCUGUCUUUGUUGUCACCCUCUCCGAAUUUUCUUAAUAGUGUUGAAGCCAAGUGUAAUUCUUCUAUUGAUGCUAAUUCUGAACUUGAGGACAACGAAUUCUCACCUGAUAUUUUAAAUACCUUCUCAUGCUCGGGUCUUCCUGAACAUAAAUUAACUCUUAAGGUUAAUGUGCCAGUUAUGCUGUUGAGAAAUAUUGAUCAAUCAAGAGGUUUGUGCAAUGGCACAAGACUGCUCAUUUCACGAUUGGGCAGUCAUGUUGUUGAGGCAACUGUUCUUACAGGAAGCAAUAUAGGUGAGAGUGUUUUGAUCCCUAGAAUGACGAUGAGCCCAUCCAAUCAUACAUUUCCUGUAUAUUUCCAAAGAAGACAAUUCCCUUUGACUGUUUCAUUUGCCAUGACUAUCAACAAGAGUCAAGGACAAUCUCUUUCUCAUGUUGGCAUUUAUCUCCCUAAACCUGUCUUCACUCAUGGACAAUUAUAUGUGGCACUAUCUAGAGUAAAGAGUAAACAGGGAUUGAAGAUAUUGAUACUUGAUGAUAAUAGUUGUGUUACAGAGAACACCUUUAACAUUGUCUACAAGGAAGUAUUUCAAAAAUUAGUGUAG